AUGAGCGAGCACCUGGUUUCGGCGGAAAUCUACGUGUCCACCGCAGCUGGGAUAGCUCUCCGCAAGCCGCCCAUUCCAACAAAACGCAAAACUGAUAAACGGGAUUCCGUCAGGCAGAAUUUGGGAUCCGACGACAAGAGGCUCAAGGAAAAGACGAGCUGGCUUACCCUGGCGCGUGGAGCUUCUGGGGCAGGACAGUGGCGGUCAGCAACUUGCAAGCUUAGCGAAGAAGGCAGCCGAUGUCUGCUGAACAUUUACGUCGACGAAACGAUACUCUAUCAGACACUCUACAUCCAUCUCUUGAAUCACACAGACAUUCGUCUUGCCGACCCUUCUCUGUUCUUCCGCAAAGACUGCUUGGGCAUAUAUUCCAUCGGGUCUCAGCGCUGGAUGUCGAAUACGAAUCACGCUGGCGAGCCUGUCUACCUGCAAUUCGCGAAUUCGGAAACUUGCAGCACCUGGCUUGGUCUUCUCCGGUCUUAUGCUGUACCCGAGAUUUAUGGUCGUCUUCUCUUUCCACAAGACGGCGGUUCCUACCGCAUGUGGAGACAAGUCGAACUAACCGUUAUCCAAGCAAGAAAUCUCGGUAACACGCGUCUUAUGGACCUAGGCACUAGUACCAAUGCUGCUAUCAUCAGUGGCAACCCCGAGAAUGCCGUGGAGGGAGAAGCAGUCGAUUUAAUGGACGUCUCGUGUGAAAUCCAUUUUAACAGCAUGCUAUGUGGCCGUACAACCCUCAAGAAAGGCAUCGGCUCCCCAGACUGGCAUGAAAACUUCACGUUCACAGACUUGCCUCCGUUCGAUACUCUGGAGGUCCUUGUCUGGAAGGAAAAGAAACUGUUCAAACCGACUUUACUCGGGUCAGUGAGGGUUACACUAGCCAACUUCCGACGAGGAGAGUCUGUUGAAGGAUGGUUCCCUGUUCUUCACCAAGGACCUACCGUCAGUGACCUCCAAGUGGGCGAUAUUCGUUUGAAGAUCAGGGUUGACGAAGAAAUCAUUCUACCUCUUGACGCGUAUUCCAAGCUACUCCAGACAUUCAACACACGCAAUUUCCUCGAGUGGAUGACCGACUUUGAAUCAAAAUUCAAGCUCAAGACCAUUUCUCACCAACUUAUCUCGAUCGCAGUGGCAAAGGGCAAUCUUAUUGCACAAGUGCAGGAGAUCGCCGCCCGAGAAGUUGAAGGGACGCCGUCGUCCCAUCAAACUAUAUUCCGGGGCAACACUAUCUUCACCAAAGUCAUGGAGGCUUGCAUGAAUUGGUAUGGCAAACCGUUCCUAGAAGCUAGUAUUGGUCAAGUCCUGCGGCGACUUUGUGCCGAAAAAGUCGCUAUCGAGGUCGAUCCCGUUCGGAGUGGAAAGGGCCCCAAGGACAUCGAGCGCAGCUUGGAUCUACUGAUUCAUUGGUCACAAGAGUUUUGGAAUCAGAUCUACUCGGUCAGAACAGAAUGUCCAACUGAAAUGCGCCAUUUGUUUGAGACCAUUCGAAAACUCGUCGAGAAACGAUAUAGGAUCAAAGAAACAAACAAUCAGGAUAGCCGGGAACUACCAUGGCAAAGCGUCUCAGCUUUCUGCUUCCUACGGUUUAUUGUGCCUGCUAUUCUGCACCCCCACCUGUUUGGAUUGUGUCCCGGCAUGCCGAGUGUCCCAGUUCAACGCAGCCUGACUCUCAUCGCAAAGGUGAUCCAAAGUCUCGCCAAUCUCAACGCGACGGUCCAAAAAGAAGAGCACAUGAGGGGCGUCAAAGAUUUUCUCAACGACAGCCGUGCCGGGAUGAUCGACUAUAUUCUCGUGGUCUCGAGUCCCAGUCGGAUAGCAGAGAGCGAAACAUAUGGGUGGAGCUCGGAAGAUCCAUCUGAGCGGCAUGAACGCCUUGCAGUGGUAAAUGCACUCCGCCAUCGCACAGCACGCAUGCCUGCUCUCAGCCGAGAAUCGAUUCCAAUGCCUCUGAUUCCGGACAUCCCGAAACAGUUGGCGAUCAUUACGUCUGCCGUGAUCCGGAACUCACGUGACUAUCAUGCUCGCGCCAAACCCAACGAUCCCUCGGACAGGCCGCUGAACGAGUUUUGUUCGCGUUGCUUUGAAGUGGAGGAAGCUGCUCUUCAGCGCGUAAGCCAACUUGCCACACGCAUAUCUUCAGAGCGGAGGCGAGCUGAGCACUCGCCAUCGCUUUCUAUGUCUGGCUCGCCUGUUACGUCCGCACCGAGACGGUCUCGUAAAUCAACUGGGAGACCCUCGACUGCGCCAUCACCCUCAGACCCCACUUAUGCCUCACGUCGACAAUUGGCUGACCCAUCGAGCCCAUCACAUCCUCCCUCAAACUGGGACGAGAGUCGACUACGGCGCAACCAUCUCAAAUCACCUUCUACAGACUCUAUUCCUUACGCAAAGGCUAACCCUGCGUCAGCUGCUGGCGUCUUAGAUACCCCCGGACUCCGACGACAAGAAGAAACGCGGUCUUUUGCGAAUGUGGCGUCGAUAAUAUUCUAUUCAAUACCCUCAUUGUUGUUCUUACUAACUGAUGACAAAUGUUCUGUUGUACACGUAUCUGUAAUACCUAGCAGCUAUCUAAUACAACAUCGGGCUAUGAUGGACUAA
Mycena indigotica is the source of this 2598-nucleotide messenger RNA. Its product is annotated as Elongation of fatty acids protein. Bases 1 to 2598 code for a protein of 865 amino acids. Gene Ontology annotation, biological process: regulation of GTPase activity. The transcript is spliced from 12 exons. The record is from RefSeq and is a predicted model, not a curated record. NCBI's taxonomy places the organism in Eukaryota, Fungi, Basidiomycota, Agaricomycetes, Agaricales, Mycenaceae.